AUGUCACUUGAAAAUAUUCCAUUCAUAUUCUGGAACAAGAACAGCCAAGGCUUAAUUCAUAACAUUACAUGUACCUCUAUCAAAGACAAAAAAAUUUGCACGGGAUGCGAUUCUGGUGAAAUUUGUAUAUAUUUUUUAUAAUAAAUUUCCAAUUUUUAUCAAAAACCCCAUCCCCAAAUCCUCCUAAUUUUUUUUUAAAUAUAUUUAAUUUAGCUCAGCUUAUGAACCCAGAUUCAAGAUAAAUUUCUCCCACACGUGAUCUGCACAAUCGGAAAAGACGUUGAGUGUCGCGCCCUCACCUUUAUUACCCCUUUGAAUUCUGAUUUAAUUGGCUGCGAUCAGUGUAUUGCUUCUCUUCAUGCUGAUAGUAUCAUUAGAUGCUGAGACAUCAGAGAUGGCCGGUGCAUAAUUUCUUCAGAAAAUGGGACGCUGCCAAAUUCUACGAGGCUUGAUAUGAUGAUCACUAUUCAGCAACGAUUUUUGGCGAUUUCUGGAGAAAUUAUGAAUAUUUUCUUAGUGGAUAGCUGGACAAUGGAAAUUUUGGCGACAUAUACGAUGGAUAACAAGGUAUCGUGAAUUUCAAGCUGAAACCAUUUGGCAAAUAAUUAUCUUGCAGGGUCAGAUUUAGGAGGAAAAAUCGAGUUUUGAAAAAUCCCAGAUUUGAAAAAUUUCUCGUAUGGAAAAGACGAUUUUCCUGGGUUUAAGCUGGAUGCUGUGUAUAAGGUCUAUACUGAUGAAAACCCAACAUCUUUUUGUUUUUCCCAGACUGACUCGAUAAUGGCUAUUGCUCACGCGAAAAGCAUACAAUUUUUGCAUGAGGACUGGAUCAUGUCAAAAGUCCAAGAAAAAGCAUUUUUGGAGAUGGACAAGCCGAUAGUCUCAAUUGGAUUUUCUUAUUAUUAUUUUUUUGUUUUUUUGAAUGAUGGGGUUUUGUUGAGGUAUGAGUCUAUGAAUAUUUUAAAUGAAAUCACUGAAGAUGAAUUGAGCUUAAGUCGCUCACUCCCCAUUAAGGGGCUUAAGGAGCCUAAAUUUUUUUUUUAAAUUAUAAGGAUCAAAUAUAUAUAUAAAAUUUUUGAUUGUUCAGAAAGGAGAUAAUUUCUAGCAUUUUUCCUGGGAGAGUCAGGAUCAAAAAUCAUGACAGUUUUAGCAAAUGAUGAAUAUAACUUAAAUAGUUUGGAAAGCGAAACCACAUAUAUCGACAGGACACUUAAUAAUACUAUUUUUUAUAACGAUUUCAUUAUUUCUUAUAAGCAUCAAUCUAUCAUUAUUUUGAAUUUGCUUGAUUUCAAGCCUGACAAGAUUACCAAUACCAAUAUUAUACAAUUUUCAUUAAAAUCCAUUGGCCAUGAAAGCUACGCAGACAGCAGACUGCACCUUUUAUUCAAAGAAAACGAAAUUAUUACAGUUAGCACUAUAGCCCUAACUGAUAAAUGGCCAUUUUAUUUAAUUGGGACUUCUCUAGGGAAUAUUUAUGUGUGCCCAUUUCAGCCUAACCAGCUAGUCUAUACCUAUUCCUACCACAAAGCUCCUAUAACCUGCAUUUAUUUAACAAAAAACAAGCUCGUCACUUGUGGAAAAGACAGUCUUAUGUGUCUAUGGGAAUUUUCAAUAGAAAAUCACGAAAUUGAAGCAAAAAGUCCUGAAAAACAAAACGAAAUAUACCCAAAAGCACCGAGAAUGUUUUUUAGGUCGCAAACGAGUUAUCAAAACCAAGCUAGUUCUGCAAUCCGUCCAGAAGUAAAGAAAAACCAUCCUGAGCAAGUGAUCCCUAUUCAUACAUCUGCAGUCAAAAAAGUGAUAGAGAUUUCAAUUUUAGGUGAAAAUAACAGCCAUUCUAUUUUGGAUUAUUGGAAAAGGAUUAUUUUAUCUCAGUGCAAAGAUGGGUCUAUUUUGCUGAUUUCGCUUAUAACAAAUAAUAUUCUUUGUUAUUUUCAGCCUCUGCAGUCAAAUGUAUGCUGCAUUUAUUAUAAAAAUACUAUAAAAAUAAAAAUUUAUACUGUUUUUUAUAAUGAAUUAGCAAUUUCUGUGCCAAAAUUUAUAUUAAAUCUACUAAUUAGUAAUAAUUGAAGCCCAUUUAUUAUUAGCCCAAAAUUACUUGUUUAUUAUAUGUGACAAUCAAAAACUAUAUAUUUUUGAUACUGAAUCCAAUAAUUAAAUAUUGUGUCUUGGUUUGGGUAUGUUUUUAUUAUAUCUGUCAAGGUUUUGCCUACUCAGAAAUGGAUAGCUAUAUAGCUAACAAUUACAACUGUGUGGGAUACCAGCCUUCUCUGCUUUAAUAUUGGAUUAAACCUAAUGGAAAGGGGAACUUAGAGCUAGAAAUGGGAAGCCAAGCCUAUCGGGCAACUCUUCAGUGUCGACCUAGGCUUCAAGUUUUUCCUUUAUAUCGACAGAAAUUCCUUUUUUUGGGGAUUUUUGUGCAGACAAUUUACUUUUUCCGUCAGCCUUAAGGCUGCAGAAUUCCAUAGUCUACCUACUUAAAACUGGAGCUAAAAGUAAAGAAAAGGCCUUUACAGCAAGCAAAGCUUCAGCCAUCUAUGCAACCUGAGCUGAAGGAAUAGCAAGGUGCCGUUCGAGCUAACUUGCUAAGUUAGGCAUUUUAGCCAUUCAAGCGAAUGAUCUUCUAUAAGAUUCCCAACAAUAAAUCAGUAUCCUUCUUUAAUAAGUUUAAUUUAAGAUACUGCAAUUCAAGCUUUAGAAAGAGCAAUCCCUAUGGACCAAAUUCACAUUAUCCUAAAUCAAGAAAUAAACGCUCCUUUAUCCCCAGUAAAGGAAAAAGAAAAAGAAGUGUCCUCAUACAUCCACAAACUCUUAUGAAACCAUAUAAAAUUUCAAUGUGAAGAAGGCUAUAAAGCUCCUAUUACAGUUGACCAAAUUUCUAUUGGUGGAUCUGAUUUUCCACUUCUUCAUGCUAAUGUCUCCAGUGCUAUAAAGCGGAUUAAUGAAAAUUCAUUAAGAUUGUCUGAGGCUGAGUACCUUCUAGGACUAAUUACUUGCUGAAAAGCUGAGUGUAAAGGCCAUACUUCCCUUAAGGAGUAUUUAAAAAAAUAUUUAUAUUUAUUAAAAAAUGAUUAAGUCUUUUAAGGAUUUUUAUAUUUUUCUAAUAAAAUAUAGAAGUUUUUAUUAUUUUUAAAAUAGGAAUAAGUUUUGAAGAGCCUUUAGUAUCUUGCCAUAUCGGCGUAAGAGGCUACAAUAACUGCUAUUCCUUUAUGCUUCCUAUAUGUAGCGAUAAAUAUGAAAUUUCUGGAUAUUUAACUAGCUGCCUAUUAGGCUCAGGCUUGGCUUUUGCUUAUGCAUUUCAACAUAAAGAUGGCUCAACCCGCAGAAAACUGAAGCAGUUUAUGAAUUCCCAUUUAUCCUUCCACGAAAACUACAAGCCAGCUGAUAUCUCUGCCUUAGUUAUACAAUAUCUAAACGGAAACCUCGCCAGUGGCUUCUUAAUUAAACAAGUUUUACCUUACCUAGAAAACAGAAAAAAAACAAAUUUAGUGAAAUCCUGCAUUUUUUUAUUAGAAAAUAAAGCAGAAACAGAAAGCAAAAAUGUGUCGUUUAUUGAAGCUUUAUAUGGAGAACUUUUGGGGACGGCAAAAAUACUGCAAGGCUCUGCAAAAAAACUGUAAGGCCAGUAAAAAAAAUGGCAAAGCCAAGCAAAAAAAUGUAAAACUUGCAAAAUUUUUGCAAGUUUUGCAAAAAAUUGUAAAAAAGCGAAAAAAAAAAAAAAGCAAAGCCAUGCAAAAAUUUUAAAAAAAUGAAAACUUUCGCAAAGCAGGCAAAACUUUGCAGAAUGGCAAAAAAGUUGCAAAAAUUGGCAAAAAUCACGAUUAGAAAAUUUAACAUUGAAAUUUAAUAAUUUAUUGGAAGUGUAGUACAAUGUUAAAUUAUUUAAAAACAAAUAAUAUAGAAAAAAUAGAAAUUAAUUUCGUGAAAUAAAUGCUAAAGUCUAAUACAAAUAUCUUUUAAAGAAUUUUCCAAAAACAUAACUUAAAAAUUUUCAAAAAUUUGGAAAAUUAUUUGUAUAUACUACACUUCCAAUAAAUUAUUAAAUUUCACUGUUAAAUUUUCUAAUCGUGAUUUUUGCCAAUUUUUGCAACUUUUUUGCCAUUCUGCAAAAGUUUUGCCUGCUUUGCGAAAUUUUUCAUUUUUUUAAAAUUUUUGCAUGGCUUUGCUUUUUUUUUUAAAUUGCUUUCGCUUUUUUGCAAGUUUUGCAUUUUUUUGCUUGGCUUGCCAUUUUUUUUUACUGGCCUUGCAGUUUUUUGCAGUAUUUUUGCCGUCCCCAAAAGUUCUCCGCUUUAUAUGUGUCGAUUUUAGGGCUUUUUUGUAAUGAAAAUAGAGAUUUAAAUGCAAAAGUGGUGCAGAAUAUUCUGAAUUCAUUAAGAAAUAUGACGAAAACUGGGAUCUCGCAUUACGUAGCAAUUGCUUCAAAAAUAAUUGGGAAUGGAAUUGGAGCUUGGAGACAAUGCUUUACUACAGAGCAGAUCAUGGAAAUUUGUAGAGAAUUUUUAAGGGAUGCAGGGAGCCAUGAUGCAGUUUAUAAGAAAAUUUUGUAUAGAGGGGUCACUAAGAUCGCAUGCCAUGAUUUUAUGCUUUAUUUGAAAUUUUUGUCACAUGAUUUGGAAGAUAUGGAGACUGAUAAAAAGUAUCCAAAAACCUGUCUGUCCUCAUUAAAACACCUUGUAAUCCAAAAAUAUGAAGAAUUCCCACGAUUUUUGCCUGAUAUUAUUGAAGUUAUCUUAAAAACUCUUAACCCCCACAACCCAAUUCUAAGGAAAAAUUGUUUAGAAAAAGCUAGCACUCUCCUAAAAAAACUUGUCCAUAAGCUUCCAAUGGUCGCCUUCAGCCAGGUAACCCAACGUCUUGCUAUAGGCACUCUUGAUAAAUUUAUUGUGAUUUAUGACUUAAAAACUGCGUCUCAAUGAAAAAUUCUUGAAGGCCAUGAAGACGCUGUCUGUGCUAUUGAUUUCGAUAAAAAAGGUAAUAAAAUCGCUUCUUAUUGUGCUAUUGGCAGUACGCUGCGUAUAUUUAAGAUAGAAAAAGGAUUUUUCCAUGAUAUUUUAUCAUCGUCAUCAAAACCAUCAAAAACUGUGCCGCUACAGAAGGUGGUUAAUUCUGCACAAAAUUAUAAGGAAUUUUUAUACAAUUUUAAGGUAAAUUGAUAGUAAAAACCUGAGGAUUUUUUAUUGUUUAGAAAUAUGUAAUUUUGAGAAAAAUUAAUAAAAAUAGGAUAAAUAUAGUGAAAAUCGAUUGGACGGUGACUGGGGAUAUAAGUCUCCGCAGAGAAGACGGCCAAACUUAUAAAAUUUCAGUAUAA
Messenger RNA from Blepharisma stoltei, 5305 nucleotides. The record is from the annotation of a GenBank genome assembly. NCBI's taxonomy places the organism in Eukaryota, Ciliophora, Heterotrichea, Heterotrichida, Blepharismidae.